Molecule: messenger RNA, 666 nt
Organism: Aspergillus luchuensis
Lineage: Eukaryota; Fungi; Ascomycota; Eurotiomycetes; Eurotiales; Aspergillaceae
Product: oxidoreductase, short chain dehydrogenase/reductase family
Exons: 2
Coding region: 1-666 (221 amino acids)
Molecular function (GO): oxidoreductase activity
Source: RefSeq, a predicted model, not a curated record
AUGCCAUCGAUCAAGGAAUGCAAGGUACUUGUUAUUGGUGGCUCAUCCGGAAUUGGUUAUGGAGUCGCGGAGAAGUGCCUUUUGGAGGGUGCAAAGGUCCAUAUAGCAUCUUCAAAUGCGUCUCGGGUGGGCAAGAGUGCUGUCGCUUUGAAACAAAAAUUUCCCAGUGCGGAGAUUACUGCACAUAUCUGUGACCUUGGUGGUGAAGACGUCGAAAAAAGCCUGGAGCAUUUGUUUUACACCAUUGGCUCACUUGACCACAUCGUCUUCACGGCAGGCGACAAACUUGCCAUUCAACCGCUGGAAACCAUCAAUCUCCAUGCUAUCCGCCGGGCAGGCCAUGUUCGAUUCGCUGUCCCGCUCCUCUGGUUCGGAAAAGCCUUUUCCGAAUUGGUCGUUGGUUGGGGGGUAUCUGACUGGCCUUAUGGAAUCACGCGGAAUCUCGCCUUGGACCUUAAGCCACUCCGGGUCGACCUGGUUAGUCCAGGGGUGAUCGCUACGCCUCUCUGGGGAUCUGAAGGGAUGCCAGAGAGUGUGAAAGGUUCUACCACCCUGGGCAAGGUUGGGAUGGUCGAAGAAGUCGCCGAAGCGUACGUCUACCUGAUGAAGGAUACAAACGCCACGGGAGCCUGUAUUAGCACCAAUGCAGGAUCCCUUUUGCUGUAG